AUGGCCUCGCUAUCGUUGUCGCUCGAGGACUUGCAUUCGGUGGCUCUGCUGCGCGCCUUCUAUCUCGCUGCAUCACUUCUUAUCCUCGUCAUCCAGGCCGUUCCUGCCCUGCGCUCUCGCUUUCUUGCCUACGGCUCUCGUGUCGCUGGUCCAAGCGGGAGGAAGGUGCUACCCGUUCAGCAGCAGCAGCAACAGCCAGCUUUCACCCGCAUUCUCGAUUACGCCGCCUCGCUGCAGGUCCCCCAUAACUACUUCACCCAUUUCUAUAUUACAUCGGUGCUCUGUUCGCUGUUUUGGGCAUGGAGACUACGCGUCUGGGAAGCUGGUGGGCAGCAGCAGAUUGUCUGGGUGCUCAUGUUGCUUCAAGGCUUGCGCCGCAUGCUCGAGUCCUACGCAUAUACUUCAACGAGCAAGAGCCGAAUGUGGUUUGCUCACUGGGUACUUGGUCUCCUCUUCUACACCACGAUAAACAUGGCCAUCUGGGUUGAGACACCCAGAAACACUGCCGGUAAUUGGGCAUCCGUGCCGGGUGUCAUCACAGCCCAGACGCUGCAACACUCUUACCACAGCUAUCUAUAUCGUCUCCGCACUGAAAGCAACGACUACCAGCUUCCGUCGCAUACUGUGUUUCCCAAUCUCCUCUGUCCACACUAUACCUGCGAGGUCGCUAUAUAUGCGUUGCUGUCGCUCCUGGCAGCCCCAGAAGGUGGCUGGGUCAACUGGACACUAAUCUGCGCGACUGUAUUCGUCGCUACAAACUUAGGAGUGACGGCAGUAGGUACGAAAAACUGUUUACGGUUGAAAUUUCACCCAUCUACUAUUCUUCUUCUUUACAACAUGUCUGAAUCCGAAGCACCGAAGGAUCUCCCUGAGAUGGAGUACCGCUUCAUGGGCAAGAGCGGACUGCAGAUCUCUGCCAUCUCGCUUGGUGGUUGGCUCACUUACGGAGGACACGUUGGCGAUGACAACACAUUCGCCUGUCUUAAAGCAGCCUUCGAUGCUGGGAUCAACUUUUUCGAUUGCGCUGAAGGCUACGCAAAAGGCGAGUCGGAGAAAGUCAUGGGCCGCGCUAUCAAACAUUUCAAUUGGAACAGGAAUGAUAUCGUCGUCUCCACCAAGAUCUACUGGGGCACUCACAACUCCGCCCUUCCUUCGCCCCGCAACAAGAUCAACAACCUCGGGUUGUCAAGAAAGCAUUUGAUUGAAGCCACGGAAGCCUCUCUACAACGCCUACAGCUAAGCUAUGUGGACAUUCUAUACGCUCAUCGUCCGGAUCGCUACACUCCGAUUGAAGAGACUGUGCGCGCCUUCAACUACCUGAUCAAUACUGGCAAGACUCUUUACUGGGGUACAUCCGAGUGGCUAGCAUCGGAGAUCGAAGAAGCAUGGGCUGUGGCUGACCGCCUUGGUAUCAUUGGGCCUAUCGUCGAACAGCCAGGCUACUCGCUUCUUCGUCGAGACAAGGUCGACCAAGAGUUCAAAGACGCGAACCUCUACGGACGUCGUGGUCUUGGCCUCACUAUCUUCUCCCCACUCCAAGGUGGCCUUCUCACAGGAAAAUAUGUAGACGGUGUCCCCGACGAUUCGCGCCUCCGCCAGUCCGACGACCCUUACAUUCAAUCCGUCAUCAAAACUGUCGGGAGCGACGCCUGGAAUCAGCAACAAGACAAGAUCAAGAAGCUCAUGGACAUUGCUAAGAAGCUUGAUACUGAUGUUGCUACACUAUCUAUGGCAUGGGUCUUGUCCAACAAGAAUGUUUCAAGUGCUAUCACUGGCGCGUCAAGGCCAGAGCAGAUAUAUCAGACCGUCAAGGCGGUUGAUGUGUACAGGAAAUUGACAAAGGAGAACCUGGAUGAGAUUGAACAAGUCAUGGGAAGCAAACCUGCGGAGCUCACCAUGAGAUUCGGAUAG
Messenger RNA from Alternaria burnsii, 1911 nucleotides. RefSeq lists its product as uncharacterized. The transcript is spliced from 5 exons. Gene Ontology annotation, biological process: lipid metabolic process. The record is from RefSeq and is a predicted model, not a curated record. Gene Ontology annotation, molecular function: oxidoreductase activity, acting on the CH-CH group of donors. Bases 1 to 1911 code for a protein of 636 amino acids. Lineage: Eukaryota; Fungi; Ascomycota; Dothideomycetes; Pleosporales; Pleosporaceae.